UAAAACCCAACCCCCGUCCUCCCCUCUCUCUCUCUCUCCCUCUCUCCCUACAAUCAAAAUCGCACUCGAACAUCAUCAUCAUCUUCUCCAAUCUCUCGUGCGCCUCCGAUUCUCCGAUCGAUCGACCGGCUCCGUACCUCCGAACCUCCGACCUCCGUUCCCGAGUCCCGGAACCGUGCUUUCCUGAUGGCGGACGACGGUAAGCAGGCGACCAAAACCGACGUGGGCGAGGCCCGCGAAGAGCGGCAGGAGAACCCUGGGGGGCCCGCCGGCGACGGGCUCGCCCCCGUCGCGUCCGAUGGCGGCGACGGCUCCGGGCGAUCGCGGGCGGGGAGCGAUGGUGGGGUGGAGGAGGAGGAGGCCUCGGCGGCGGCGGCGGCGCAGGAGCUGCCGCAGGCGAAUCCGCGGUCCUCCAGCAGGACUCCGUUCACCGACUUGAGUCAGGUCGAUGCCGACUGGGCUCUCGCCCGUGCGCUGCAGGAACAGGAAAGGGCCUACAUGAUGCUUAGACUGAAUAAUGACGGCAGUGAUUAUGGAAGUUGGGAAGGCGGGAGCUACAUACCGGACGAGGAUGAUUUCGAGGAUCCUGAUGAAGAAACCGAUGAUGAGGACAAUGACGUUGAGGGCUCGUACGAUGGCACUGAUAUGGAUGAUGAAGAUGCCUUUGAUGUGCAUGCUGCUGAAGAUGCUAAUGGAGGUAGCAACCAAGCUGCUGAACUUGAGUCAGAAAACGUCUCAAGUGAUGAGGCCUAUGCCAGAGCUUUACAGGAUGCUGAGGAGAGAGAAAUGGCAGCUCGAAUGUUGGCCCUUGCUGGGCUAAAUGAUCGGGCUGUUGAAGAAGAAGAGGAUUCUCCCGAUAGUCAGGACACGUGGGAGGACGUCGAUCCAGAUGAACUUUCAUAUGAGGAGUUGAUCGCGCUAGGUGAUGUGGUUGGAACUGAGAGUAGAGGGCUUUCAGCUGACACAAUUGCUUCUCUGUCUUCUGUUAGCUAUAAGACAGGCAGCAGUCAGAAUGGCACCAAUGAUUCGUGUGUCAUUUGCCGGUUGGAUUAUGAGGAUGGUGAGAGGCUAACUGUGCUAACUUGCAAACAUUCAUAUCAUUCAGAAUGCAUAAACAAUUGGCUGCAAAUAAACAAGGUCUGUCCUGUUUGCAGUGCCGAAGUCUCUGGAUCUGCGAACAGCUAGUGAAGUCUUGUGGAGGCUACAUGCUAGCUCAAAUAAUAGACGUAGGAGUUCAGUUCUUUAAAAUGGCUAACGACCCGAUUCAUACUCAUGCUCCUUCUGCAAGAAAAGACUAUAUUGUCUUUGCAUCCUUCUAAUCCCUGGCAUGGACUUGAUCAUUCUCUUAUGGUUAUAUAUGAUGAUAUAUAAAAGGAUUUGAGGUUCUGUUUUUCUUUUUU
Messenger RNA from Syzygium oleosum, 1400 nucleotides. RefSeq names its product E3 ubiquitin ligase BIG BROTHER-related. Lineage: Eukaryota; Viridiplantae; Streptophyta; Magnoliopsida; Myrtales; Myrtaceae. The record is from RefSeq and is a predicted model, not a curated record. The transcript is spliced from 7 exons. The coding region runs from base 187 to 1185 and encodes 332 amino acids.